AGUACUUCUUAGCUCGUUCUUAUUGUGUUUAUUUGGGACUGCCCUCUAACUAUUACAAGCUGCAAUGGAGUUGAAUUUGGCAUUGGGAAAUGCACGCAGAAGAAGUUGUAGACGUGGCUGGCCUCGACUUGAAGGAUUUUGUGGCGACGUUAGAUUGAGAGAGACGCGCUUUUCAUACUUUCUCAAUCUCAUCUUUCAAGGUUUUCGAACAGAUGAAAUAGAGGUGGAGAUGGAUAAGGAGCGGAGUGUGAUAUUACGUGGAGAAAGUUAUUGCAAAGAGGUGGGAAUGCUUAAGUGGAGGUGGCGCCUCAUGUCUAAGACAGGAAAGCCUUUCAAAAUUCCCGAGGAUGUCAACGUGGGCGCCACAAGAGGUAGAUUUGAGCGACACAUUUUGCAUAUUGUCAUGCCCAAAUUCAGACAUGACAGCAGAUUCAGUCCUUACCAUGUCAUUCAAAUUCACUCCUCUCAUCAUCACGUCCGCCAACCACAAGCUGCUGUGAAAGUAGACCAUUCGCCGUCUUGCUCUUAUACAAGUGAAGUCAUUAACAAGGACACAAUCUAUUCUUCUACGAGCUCUUUGUCAAAUGCCCAAGAAAAGAAGCAACAAUAUCGAAGGACGAGGAGGAGAAGGGUAAUGAAAAUAUCUGCGAAAAGCCAUAUGGUAGAAUAGUAAAUGAUUUUCUUAUUCGUAGAUCCCAGCCAUUCUUUGUAAAUAAAAUACUCAAUCCUUUCUUGUCAUCUGUGUUUAAUAAGGAUGCCUCAAGCAUGAGAUAGCCCAUGCCCCUAUUGUAAACUAACCAUCUCUACUUGUAGGCAAGACUUUGCUUAUUCCCAAAGCCGAGGAAGAAAAAAUUCAAUGUGCA
Cryptomeria japonica (Japanese cedar) is the source of this 863-nucleotide messenger RNA. RefSeq lists its product as uncharacterized. The transcript has 2 exons. Lineage: Eukaryota; Viridiplantae; Streptophyta; Pinopsida; Cupressales; Cupressaceae. The coding region runs from base 65 to 670 and encodes 201 amino acids. The record is from RefSeq and is a predicted model, not a curated record.